Messenger RNA from Aspergillus steynii IBT 23096, 1194 nucleotides. Its product is annotated as putative cyclin. Gene Ontology annotation, biological process: regulation of transcription by RNA polymerase II. Bases 292 to 1194 code for a protein of 300 amino acids. Lineage: Eukaryota; Fungi; Ascomycota; Eurotiomycetes; Eurotiales; Aspergillaceae. Gene Ontology annotation, cellular component: nucleus. The transcript has 2 exons. Gene Ontology annotation, molecular function: cyclin-dependent protein serine/threonine kinase regulator activity. The record is from RefSeq and is a predicted model, not a curated record.
AUCUAGAUCCCACAAUGACAGCUGAGGGCCAUGGUAAUCCUAAUCACAGGUUUCUUGUGAGAGUCCGACCAAUUCAUGAUAAUUCCUAUUAUCUCUGUCUUUCCUCAGAACAGCAGGGUCUAGAAGGUAUGACCAGGCGGUGAGUGGAGCUUGCGACUGAAUUAUUCUGCCAUCCGCUGCUGAGCAUCAACUUCUUGCUCGGAGUCCUUCUUCACUUCUCAAUGAUUGUGCUGGUCUAGCUUUGGAGCAGAGUUAAUCCCAAGUCCCAUUCUCCUCUCCGUGCGCGACACCAUGGCGCCCUCGACCACCGACGACUUGAAGUUCCUGUCCAAUGCUCUCGCAACGCCAGACCAACUCUCGAGCUCUUCAUCCUCCAUCGAUGGCGUUUCUCCCGACCUAGAAGCAUCCAUUCGCCUCGCCGGCACCCAGCUGACACAAGCCGCCGGAGUUCUCCUGCGAUUGUCGCAGGAUAUCAUCGCCCAGGCUGUCGUGACAUUCACUCGUUUUUGGAUCGGCCCCGAAGGAGGCAGUUUGCGGAUCUACUCAGUGAAGGAUGUCUCCGCCGCAGCGCUCUAUAUGACCGCCAAGCUAUCCUUCCAACCCACCUCCCCUCGCUCCGUCUUGAACGUCUACACCUUCCUUCUCUCCAAGGAUGCCUCGCCGCUAUGGUUCAUCAACCCGCAAGGAGCGCCCGAGAAACCUGCCCCGGAGACCUACUACCUCUCCGAAGGCGGGUACCAAGCGCAGCGAAUGACUCUGCUGCGGAUCGAGUCGAUCAUCCUGCGCACGUUGGGCUUCGACACGCACGUCGCGCUCCCUCACACCAUUGCCCUGACGUACCUGCAGACGCUAGGCGUGUCGUCGACGGGCGUGGCGCGCCGGGUCUUCGAGCAUCUCAACGCGUCGCUGUUCUCGCCGCAGCUGCUGUACGUCACGCAUCAGCCGAACGCGCUGGCCGUGUCGUCCAUCUAUCUCGCUGCGCGGGAGGAGGGCGUUAAGCUGGUAGAUGGCGAGUGGUGGGAGGUGUUUGAUGUGGACCGCGAGGAGCUCGGGUUCCUGGUGGUGGCGAUGAGGAGCAUGGAGGGGUUUGCGCGGGCUGAGAGGGAGAAGUGGUCAUCUAAGACGGUUCCCGUGGUGGUGGACGAGGUGGAAGCGGAGAUCGAGAGGCGGAGGAUGAUGGAGGAAGGAGAGUAA